AUGACCUCUGUGAAAAGCGACGACACGCAGAUUGGCGCUCCCCAAGAGGCCAUUAAUGAGUUUUGGGACAACCUCAUCACGAAGCAACCGGCAAAGGUGACCAAGAUCUUUCCGUCGAGUUUGUACGCCCAUCUGCUCCCCCCGCAGCGAAAAGAGGGCACUGUCACAGGAAAGAAUGCGGCUGAAUCGUACGAAACGGCAGCUGCGCAAUGUCGCGCUCGCGUUGAACGUGCCGUCAAGGAAUGUAAACGUACGAACGAGAAGUUUACAGAUGCAGACUUCGAUAUUGAAGAUCUAUCGAACAGAAACUGCCUUGAGGGUCUCAUGACUUGGUACAAAGACCCACCGACAGCAACACCAUCAGUGAGCGCAUCGCGACUGGGCAACGCCCUCUCGACUCUGGUCCAAAGUGGAGUAAUCAUGGGUGAUGGUGCAGCAUUCGACUUCAAUACUACGGCCAAGCUGCUGACCAACAGGUCGGGCAACAGUAAAGAUGGUCCGAAUUCCGUGCAUCGCGUUGACUGGAUCUUUGACGAGCCAAAAUUCGAACUUGACGGAUUCUCUAGCUCCGAUUUACGACAAGGCUCGAGUGGUGAUUGUUGGUUCAUUGCUGCCGUUGCGACCAUCUGCAGCAACCCUAAUUUGAUGAACAAGAUCUGUGUUGCUAGAGACGAGAUGUGCGGCGUCUACGGCUUCGUCUUCUACAGAGAUGGAGAGUGGAUCUGGACUGUCAUCGAUGACAACUUGUACCUCCGGUGUAGCGACUUCGACACCGCCUGGGGUGACCGCUAUGACCCAACAAAUGCCAAGGAGACGAAGUAUAAGGAAAAUAACCAGACUGGAUCCGAAGCGCUAUAUUUCGCCUCAUGUGCUGAUGAGAACGAGACAUGGCUCCCAUUGUUGGAGAAGGCUUACGCUAAAGUGCACGGAGACUACGAUUCUAUUGCCGGCGGCUGGAGCGGCGAAGCGGUGGAAGAUCUGACAGGAGGUGUCACAACAAAGAUUCUCACUGAUCGAGUUCUGGACAAACAGCGACUGUGGGAAGAACUGCUUCAAGCCGGGAAAAAGUUCCUUUUCUCAGCAUCAUCGCCUGGUAUGGAUGGAGACGACUCAGAUGCUCGAAGAGGUCUCGCCCUAAGUCACGCUUAUUCCAUCCUCAAAGCAGUGGACGCUGAGGGAGAAGACGGCAAGAAGUAUCAGCUGGUCUUGAUACGCAACCCUUGGGGUAAACGAGCAAAUGCCUCCAUGGGUGAGUGGACAGGACCAUGGUCGGACGGAUCUCGUGAAUGGAAUGCUUACUGGCUGGACAAGCUGGGCCACAAAUUCGGGGAUGAUGGUCUGUUCUGGAUGUCUUAUAAAGAUCUGCUGAAGCGAUUUGAUCUCCUUGACCGCACGCGUCUUUUCAACGAGGAAUGGACUGUAGUGCAGCGCUGGACAAGCGUGCCGGUGGCAUGGGUGACGGGCUAUGUGAACACAAAGUUCUCAGUUGAGAUCAAGAAAUCUGGGCCGACCGUCUUCGUCCUAUGCCAGCUAGACGAGCGCUACUUCAAAGGUCUGGAGGGUAAAUACAACUUCGACUUGCACUUCAUAUUGCAAGAGAAGAAUGCUGAAGCGGGCCACCACAUUGUACGCGCUCGCGGUGCUUGGUUCGGCAAUCGUAGCAUCUCCGCUGAAGUUGAGCUUGAAGCUGGAGCAUACGAAGUUCUCCCGAAGAUCGAAGCAUCGAGAGACGCAGAUGCUCCGGACGCCCCAGAGGUCGUCACUAAACUAGCAGAACGCAACCCGCAAAAGCUUAGGCAGAUUGGCCUGAAUUACGACAUUGCCAAUGCCAAGGGUGUCUUUGAACUCUCUGAGGAAGAGCAGAAGAAGAAAGAACAGAAGAGGAGAGAGAUAGCCGAGAAGAAGAAAGAGAAGAAGGAAGCAAGAGAAAAAGAGAAAGCAGAGUUUGAAGCUUGGAGAAAGGAGAAGAUAGACUUUGAAGCCUGGAAGAAGGAAGAGAGAGCCGAGUAUGAUGCUUGGAAGAAAGAGAAGAAAGAACACGAGAUGGGAGAGAAGGUUGAAGAAGCAAGCAAGCCCGAGAAAGUGCUCCAGGACAGCGUUUCGCCCACAACGCAAACUGAUGCCACUGCUGGUGCGACCGAGGACGUUCGUCAGGACACUGACGAACCCACCCCGUCUAAUGCAGAUGACAGGCCAAGCUCUCCCACUAUUCUCUCAGUUCAGCUCGAAGGCUCUCUAGACAAGAACGAGCCAGCUACUGAGCCCGCACUUGAACCGCGCGAGUCCAGCGACAAUGGAGAGGCAAACCAUACACCCACCUCCGAGGUCCAUCCUGAUGAUCCCGAAAGCGAUGACCCCAACCCCAGCAGCAGCACAUCUCCUCAAACUCGUAUCAUCCGUUCACAGCCUUCAAUCGCAUCUCAUCACCGCCCUCUACCACCGCCAGACUACCGCGGCUUCCCAAAUUAUGCUGUUUCUGGCGAAGUACCCCCUCCCCCUCCACCAGUUACUCCUGCGAAGGAAUUGCCCAAGCCAUGGAACGCGGUGUGUGUACUCGGUUUGAGAGUGUAUAGUCAGGAUCCUGAGGUGAGCAUCAAAUUGGUGAAGCCGAAAGAUGUCGAAGAAGGUGCAAUCUUGGAUGUUGAUGGGGAUACGGCGGCGGGGGCGACGAUGUGA
This is a messenger RNA of Alternaria atra, 2676 nucleotides long. RefSeq lists its product as uncharacterized. Gene Ontology annotation, molecular function: calcium-dependent cysteine-type endopeptidase activity. The transcript is spliced from 4 exons. The coding region runs from base 1 to 2676 and encodes 891 amino acids. Gene Ontology annotation, cellular component: cytoplasm. The record is from RefSeq and is a predicted model, not a curated record. Gene Ontology annotation, biological process: proteolysis. NCBI's taxonomy places the organism in Eukaryota, Fungi, Ascomycota, Dothideomycetes, Pleosporales, Pleosporaceae.